AUGUCUGACGAUGGUGAGGAGGUUGCCUUGGAGCUGCCACAAAUAUGGAAGCUUAUUCAUCCACACUAUAACGAAGAGUCUUCUGAUGAAGAAAGCCCUGGAACUUCUCCAUUGAAAACAAAAGUCGAAGAUUAUUUAAAGUUAUCGAAGCGCUCCCCACGUUUAAGUAUGCUUCUACGAUUGUUAAACAAUGUAGAAGAUAUUGAAGAGUUACAGCAGUUAGUUUUAGUGAAGGAUCCUGUCACACAACAAACUCUGCUCCAAUGGUGUACCCUGAACAACCACUUCAUGCUUUCCGAGUACCUCGUGAGGCGUCUUCAACGUGGUGCCUUUGCUUUUGACCCUGAAUUCGACGAGAUUGUCGUGUAUGACCGCUGGGAUGAGAUGCGACCUGAGCUCCCCACAGCCGAAGAGGUUGCCGAGCGUCAGAGGCAGCGUGACAAUGAAAGGGUCGAGCGAAUGGCGUUGCGUGCGCAGCAACAAAAUGAUGAUGAAGAAGACUACGAGGAGGACGAAAACGACGAAGAUUAUGUGGAGGCCGUCCCUGCGGAGCUAGUGUACAACUCGCUAGAGGAGUUUCACGAGCAGUGGGGAGACCGUGGUGUUGGCCUAGUUAAGCGGAUUGGGGAGCUCGGCGUGUACUUUGGGUCACGGCUGCGAGAUGGGACAAAGGAGGGGCUUGGGCAAACUCUCUUUCCGACUGGGGACUGCUACGCGGGCUUGUACCGGCAAAACGAGCGCCACGGUAAAGGGAUUUACUGGUGGUCACAGACUUCCGCUCUGUACUGUGGGGACUGGGUUGGAAAUUUGCGUCAUGGCUACGGUCGCAUGGUGUACCCGGACGGCUCGCGCUAUCUGGGUCACUGGACGAAUGAUUCAAAAAACGGCCAAGGACGUUAUAUCUACGUGGAUGGUAGCAACUACGAUGGUAUGUGGGUAAACAAUGAGAAACACGGCAGAGGCCGAUACAACUUCACAGACGGAUCAUCAUAUCUUGGUAGUUUUUUUCAUAACGAUUUUGUUUCUGGGGAGUGGCGACUGGCAUGUGGCACCGUGUGUUUUGUGGGCAGUUUCAUAAAAGACGUGCCAGUAGGAGCCGGGGUAUUUGUGCACCGGUGUGGAAUAAAACCUGGCAGCUUUAUGCAAGAGGGAAUCUAUCAAAAUGGCCGAUGGAUUCCAGGUGAAAUUAAGAAGUGCACAAAGCUAGAUCCAUUUCUUGAGGUGGUUGUGCCAGGACAGGAUAAGUGUCCACGUGUACCAAUGGAAUUUGGAGCCGCUUUAUUAUCUGAGGAAAAAUAUACCAUAGUCGAUUUGGUUAAAGUGGCUAACUUCACGCCAUUCCAGCGUUGGUUAUCUUCUUUGUCAACUGGCUCUUCGGGUAAAGUCAUUCUGAAACGUGUGGAAGUGGUUGCCAUUAAGGUUGCUCAACACAAUUACAACCAAGUGAUUGAGAUUAAAAUACGGCCACUUCUGGUCAACUUUGAAGGCGUUCGGAUUAACACCGAACUCAGCGAAGAAGAGAGGAUUAUCACACUAAGAGAGUCUUCCAUGCGACUUUUGUUGGUGCUGGUAGUCGAUGAGGAGCCUCUGGUGGUUCUUGAGAGCCUUCCGAUGAAUACCAACACUGGGAGCAAAGGUUCGACGACGGAUACCGCAUAUGGCUUGCCUGAGGUGCGGUGGACUGCUGACGGACGUGUAGAAGGUGAAGUUAUUCGAUCCGUGAUGCCUGCGUUACGCCUCGACAUUAAUAAGAGUACCCUGAAGCACCUAACGGAGCCCUCGGGGGCGUUCAGCACAGAAGACUGUGAUAUUUGGAUGUAUGCUCAGGUGCUUCAUCCUGAUACUUUAUCAAGGCUCGAAGAAACGUUUGAGUCUUUGCCAUCAUUCAAAUAUGUGCCUCUCAGCACCGUACAAAAUAUACCCACUGACGUCACAACUGGAAGUGUGGUUUCGGAAUUUGUUCACGUUUCUAGGGAAGGAAUUAUAUCACCACUGGAAACGGCCCCUAAUCAACGGCCACCAACUCCGAUUUUGCCCCCUGUCAGGCCGAGACCUGAAAUGCAACCUUUGUAUGACGCCAAAGCUGCACUCGAAGGAGAUUUUGAGAAAGAUGAUUAA
Messenger RNA from Phytomonas sp. Hart1, 2118 nucleotides. Lineage: Eukaryota; Euglenozoa; Kinetoplastea; Trypanosomatida; Trypanosomatidae. The record is from the annotation of a GenBank genome assembly.